Molecule: messenger RNA, 354 nt
Organism: Puccinia graminis f. sp. tritici CRL 75-36-700-3
Lineage: Eukaryota; Fungi; Basidiomycota; Pucciniomycetes; Pucciniales; Pucciniaceae
Exons: 1
Coding region: 1-354 (117 amino acids)
Source: RefSeq, a predicted model, not a curated record
AUGAUUAUACCGAAUGAGAAUGGGAACGCCUCCGUUGCUCGAAUAUUUACCACAGAGCACAGCCAACUUCAGAAAUGUUCAGGUGCCAAGCCUGAUCCCGGGGUUCGACGAGACGCCCAGUCGGCGAGCUUAGCUUCCCCCCCAGACCUGGCCGAGGGAAUUCGAUACAGUAGCACAGUUCCUCCGGGGGAAAAUCUGAUAUGCCACCUAGCACCUGGUUUUCGUUUACAUACUUCUUUCGCCUGGCGGUUGAUGCCCUUUGUAACAAAAGGUUUGAGCAAGGAUCAGGGAAGAAAGCGAUAUGAGGGCAUGAGUGAGGAAGCUCUCUUACAACAAGGCAUUGGUGGUUAUUGA